Messenger RNA from Pristis pectinata (smalltooth sawfish), 1065 nucleotides. Its product is annotated as annexin A10-like. Bases 1 to 1065 code for a protein of 354 amino acids. The transcript has 13 exons. Gene Ontology annotation, cellular component: cytoplasm. The record is from RefSeq and is a predicted model, not a curated record. Gene Ontology annotation, molecular function: calcium ion binding; calcium-dependent phospholipid binding. Lineage: Eukaryota; Metazoa; Chordata; Chondrichthyes; Rhinopristiformes; Pristidae.
AUGGGUUCUGGAGAUGAAUGGCUGUGGCAAACCCAAACCACGCAUCGGUUACCGAGUUAUUGGAGAGUGGUGCCAGCUUUUCAGCGUUUUACAAUAUCAAAGAAUCAAGGGACAAUUUUUCCAUCAAAUGACUUUAAUCCUGGUCAAGAUGCAGAAACGUUGGUCUCAGCACUGCAAGGAAUGGAGUGCAACAAAGAUGACCUUAUUGAUGUGUUGACCCAGUGCUCAAAUGCACAAAGGCUGAUUAUUGGUCAGACCUACAAUGCUAUGUAUGGAAAGGAUCUGGUCACUGACCUUAAAGAGAAAUUGUCUGGACAUUUCAAAGAAGUAAUGGUAGGACUGAUGUACCCACCAGCUUUCUUUGAUGCUCAUGAACUGAGACAUGCCAUGAAGGGUGCAGGUACAGAUGAAAACUGUCUAAUUGAAAUACUUGCCUCAAGAACAAACAGUGAGAUCUAUGCAAUCAAUGAAGUCUACAUGAUGCAAUUCGGCAUACAACUUCAAGAGGAUAUUGAUUCAGAAACAUCUGGACACUUCAGGGAUGCCCUAACCCUGCUUGCACAGGGAACCAGGGAAGAAGGAUAUGGAUAUGAGGAUCAAGGCAUGGCUGCACAAGAUGCCACGGCACUUUGGGAAGCUUGCCAAGAUGAAACAGGGGAGCAUAAAAACAUCUUGCAAUAUAUUUUAUGUAAAAAGAGCUUUCAGCAGUUGUGGAUGGCUUUUCAACAGUUCCAACUAAUGUAUGGCAGGGAUAUUCAAGAAGCAAUAACCAACUGCUAUGAGGGACACUUUCAGCAAUUACUUGUUGCAAUUGUCCUUUGUGUUAGAGACAAGGCUUCCUAUUUUGCAUACAAGCUCUAUAGUGCAAUAUAUGACUAUGGCUUUCACAACAGAACAGUUAUAAGGAUCAUGAUUUCUAGAAGUGAAAUUGAUCUGAUGAAUAUCAAACAAAAUUACAAGACCAGCUACGGAAAUUCACUACGUCAUGAUAUCAAGAAAUAUGCAUCAGGACACUAUGAGGCAGCCCUCUUGGCAAUUUGCAUUGGUGAUGCUGAUGACUAUUAA